Tuber melanosporum (Perigord truffle) is the source of this 6063-nucleotide messenger RNA. RefSeq lists its product as uncharacterized. Gene Ontology annotation, biological process: termination of RNA polymerase II transcription. Gene Ontology annotation, cellular component: nuclear body. The transcript has 9 exons. Gene Ontology annotation, molecular function: helicase activity; transcription termination site sequence-specific DNA binding; zinc ion binding. The record is from RefSeq and is a predicted model, not a curated record. NCBI's taxonomy places the organism in Eukaryota, Fungi, Ascomycota, Pezizomycetes, Pezizales, Tuberaceae. Bases 1 to 5916 code for a protein of 1971 amino acids.
AUGUCUGCUCCUGAUGCUUUAGACGUCGAGGAUAUCGAGUCUGGCUUAAGGCUCGUACACAGCCUCCCGGAACAAGUUCACUGGCUAUGUGAUAAGAUCGAGAAACGAGAUGAUGGGGUAGAAGUAAAAUAUGAGGGGGAUAAAUCGCGUCGGAACCGAUCGGUAACGCAUGCCAUGGUGCUGCUAUCUUUUGCCGACCAGGAGGCAACCCAAGCCUGGUUUACGGCUGCGCUGAAUGCCCAACUAUCAAGGUGUCCACGCUGCGUUGAGCAGUUCUAUAUUUUGAAGAAGGGAUUGUAUAGGGAGCUGUUGGAGGCCGACAACAAGGAUAAUGUUGAUAUGUUCUUUAAUUUUCUUCACACUUGCGACGCCAACCGUGUGGGGCCAGUAUUAAAGGAGGUUGCCAGCGAGCUCAGGAACUCGCCCACUGUGGAGUCUUGGCAUCAGACAUUUCAGAGUCGUGCGCAGUAUAGGAACGGUGUUUACGAAGUUUUUUGCUGUCCAGACCUCCUUCGAGACCCGGAGAUCAACGCGGAUUUUACCGAUAUCUGUGCGACUCGGAAGGUAUUUCCGGAGGGACCCGGAGAGGGACUGAUUAGCUUUCUUUUUCGCGACGACGAGAGACUUCGGUUUCCAGUGGAACAUUCCUGGAAAGAGCUAGGUCCGCAUAUUACCCCUGAGGUAUUCGAAACCCACUUGCUGGCUACGUUAGAAGCUCAGGUUCAGAGGAUGGAGGUUCAGUCUGAUCCAGGGCAGCUCCAGUUAUUCUUCGCUGGAUUGGUAAUUAUUGUUCAAUCAGUUUCGAAGGAGCUUAUAAUGAAGUGUAUUUGUGGUGCUCAAAACGAUCCGAUCAAACUGGCUGUCAACCGAAUCUCAAACAAUGCCUCGUAUCUCCCCGCCCUACUUGGGCUUUUCGAUGCUUUAAUGAUACAACUUGGUUUUGAGUUCUGGGACGUUGCCCAGCCUUUGACACCUUCAGCCUUGAUAGAUACGCUGCUCGCGAAUGGAAUUUUUGCGAACCUCCUGAAGCGUGCACCACAAGAUACCUCUGGGGAAAGGCUUUUGAUUGGUCUGACGGGGUGGAUGUCUUCCUUGGUGGCAAGUGUGAGGCCGUUGUCACGAGCCACACCCGCUGCACCCCUCUUACGGCUGCUUUUAAAAGACCGGAGCUUACCGGCUUUGUCCAAAGGUAUCUGUCUUAAGGAGGGAAUGAAAAUACUGAGCAUGACCUUGAGUGGUGUUUCUGCCCACCCCAUCGAGGGCGAGGGUGGCCGAAUGAUCCUGCGACAAACCAACGAACUUUUCGACGAGUACACCCUUUUGGUCGUUGAAAUCGCCAUCUCCUUCUCCACCAGAUUCAAUGAUCAGAUCAUGGCAAAUCAUAUGGGAAUUGCACAGAAAAAUGCCUACAAUGCUAUGCUUUUAGCUUUGGAAUUGGACGUCAAGGUUAUGAAGACAGAUUUUAGUUUACUAUCGAAGAAGAAACCCGAGAUCCCGCACGCCGAGACUAGCAUACGAACAUCGCUGUGGGAUGCAGUGUGCAAAAAUAUUCCUAUUAACCACGUUAAACUUGCCACCGAUCUUUUAUUGAUAUUUUGUGAGAUCUUUGGCAUUGGGAAAUCUGUCCAUCCGAAGGGUAUUGAUACCGGCAGUGAGGCGGACAGGCGUAGAGAUGCAUUCAAUAAGGCGUUGGAUAUUCUCUCUCGAUGCUUCGCUCGUAUAUUCCAACGGAUAAGCCAAUUUGCACCCGACAAGCUAAAAAUGGUUGUGAAUGGGGAGCAUUCCCGGAUCGCUCUUUUUGUUGGGGUUAUAUUUCCUCCAAAGGAUGUGGCUUUUGGCGCUGAGGAUAUUCUGCUUAGUUGUUAUGGUGUUGAUAGUCGUGAAAACGCAAUACACGCCAUGUUUGACGAGAAUCUGGCUAUGGCGCUAUCUGCUGUGACAGCCAUCAGCCGUACGCAGGCUAAGUCCAGUGUAUUUGAUCUCAUGCCGGCAAUGAUUAGGUUCAAUCAGGAGAUCCUCGAGGUUCUGUGUGCUCCCGACAAGGGUGUUAUCUCCAAUAUCGACUUGGAAAACUGGACGAAGACGGCUCUCAGGGUUUAUUGGGAUAUUCAAUGGAGAGUAGUUGACUAUGCGACGGAGCUUUUUCGUCGGUUUUGGACGUUUGAGCAGGCGUUUCGUGCCAAAGGCCCUGACAAUGAGUCUACUCGCCCCCAGCGGGAAGCGAGUUGGAGGGCAAGACUUCUCCAAGAUCCAUCGAAAGCCUUGGAUUCCAUAGCCGCUCUUCUCACCAUCCAGGACAUGCAUCUAUUGAGCUCCAGUCAGGAGUUAAUGUGCAACAUACUAGAACUGCUUGCCAAAGAGAAUGUUGACGUCGAAGAUGAGUUUGUGAACAAUAUGAGGCCUAUUUUAUUCUCGGACUCACGUGCCGGUGCACGGACGAUGACAAAUUUGGUUGAAGCACAAAAGGCGCAGCUCAUGCAUGCUUUGAGUGCGGUUAGGCCCGACUUUGCUCCGCUUGAAGCAAAAUCUAAGAUUGUUGAGAUAUCUGACGAUGAAUAUGACGACAUUCCAGACGACGAUCUCAUACGAGCAAGCGAGCGGUCCCUUCGGAUUGCCUCCCGAAAACAGGCUAGGCUUGACUUCCCUGUCGCCCCAACUCCUCCUACCUACGAACAAAAGCUCCAUAAAGUUGGGGUAUCAAAAUCAUCAUCGAUCAUUGACGACCUAAGAGUUGGGACUCCCAAAGCCAUUUCUGUUGUACCCAGGAAUGAAUUCCUUCUCAAGCGGAAAGCGGAUCUAGCUGCUUCCGAAGCUGCGAAAGCUGCGCGCUUGGAGUUAAAGAAGAAAGAACAGGCGCCCGUCGUCCCUAGUUCUGACGAAGAUGAUAGUAGCGACGACGGUGGUGGCAAUGGCUUGUUUAGACUUGGAAACUCUGUGCAACGGUCAACAAAGCCCAUACCUGAGCCAAAGUUGAUCGAUGCUAAACCGAAGAACUUGCUCCGCCAACCUGCAGUGCCCACACGACGAGUUAAAGAUAACCGCGCCCGGGUUGCACCCGACCUUUCACCCCUCUACAAACAAGUUCUUAAAUGGGAAUUUUUCCACGACGAUGUCUUCCCCCCUGGCCUCAGUGCUACGAACUAUAGCAAGGUAGCAAGUACAUUUGGUUCGUAUGCAGCUUAUAAGAAGACUUUCGAGCCUUUACUGUUACUCGAGGCUUGGCAGGCACUCAAGCAGGCCAAGGAAGAGGCCCCUCAACCUGUAGUAAAACUCAAUCUAGUGACUAGAAUGAGCGCAGAUAAUUUCGUCGAACUCGAAAUUACUAUCGAUGGAAUGAAUGAACGCAACAGAUGGCUCGAGUCUGAUGUUGUUCUAGUUUCUGUCGGUAAAAAACCUCUUGCUUCCAAGGAUUCUCCUCACUGUCUUGCGAGAGUCCAUAGCCUCAAGAAAAAGUUUCCUGGAGCGAAUACUACCGAGGUACAGCUGCGCUGUGAUCCUUCCCCUCAGAUGGUGCAAGAAAAUAUGAGGAAUGGAAGCACACUCUACGCUACCAGGAUUAUGGGCUUUGUACCCACAGAGAGAGAAUACAGCGCCUUGAUGUGUUUAAAGUAUUAUGAUCUUGAACAGGAAAUUUUAGCUGCCAAACCUUCCUCACUCGAAGAACCAACAGAGAAGCAGAUAGUUCGAACCAGGGGUCUUUACAAGGUGAACGAGCCCCAGGCGCGAGCGAUUUUAUCCGCAGUGAAAAAUACGGGAUUCACAUUGAUACAAGGCCCACCUGGCACUGGAAAAACUAAGACAGUGGUCGGGAUUGUCGGAGCCCUCUUAACACCAAAAGUCGGAAGCACAGUCAUUCAAAUACCUGGCUCAAUGAACAAGUCUCCCAAGCCUACAACCAAGAAACUCUUAGUUUGUGCGCCAAGUAAUGCUGCAGUUGACGAAUUAGUCCUCCGGUUCAAAAAAGGCAUCCUCACAGCAAAAGGUGAGGAGAUGCAGCCAAAAGUUGUACGAAUCGGGAAAUCCGAUGCCGUAAAUUUCACUGUUCGGGAUGUUACUCUGGAUGAAUUAGUUGAACGUAAAAUGGCCCCAACGAAAGAAUCAGCGAACAGUAAGAAUGCCGAUAUGGAUGAAUUGAGACAGAAACAUCGCGCCAUUCUUGACGAGCGUGAUGCAAAACUCAAACAAUUAGAAGAUGCAAGGGCCAAGUCGAUAGAUCCGGGGACGUUGCAAUCUGAGAUUGAUAGCCUGAAUGCGACCCUUCGUGAAACUAGACGCAGUUUGGACCUUAAACGAGACCAGAAGAAGGAGAGUAGCCGGAACGCAGAAGUCCUUAAACGCCGUAUUCAACAGGAGAUCAUGGACGAGGCCCAUAUCAUUUGUGCCACGCUUAGCGGAACUGGGCAUGACCUAUUGCGAAAUAUUAACGUCGAUUUUGAGACCGUGAUAAUUGAUGAAGCAGCCCAAUCAGUCGAGCUUAGCGCGCUUAUCCCGCUAAAAUUUGGAUGCGAGAAAUGUAUCCUUGUUGGGGAUCCUAAACAGCUGCCUCCGACAGUCUUAUCCCGCGAAGCAGCGAAAUUCAGUUAUGAAAAGAGUUUAUUUGUGCGCAUGCAAGAGAACCACCCUAAGGAUGUCCAUCUGCUCAGUAUCCAGUAUCGCAUGCAUCCCAUGAUUAGUUCCUUUCCGAGAAAGCAGUUUUACGAUUCCGAAUUGGAGGAUGGGGAAAACAUGAAGGAGCUUCGAACCGAAGUGUGGCACAAGAAUCCAAUCUAUGCGCCCUAUCGCUUUUUCAACAUUGCCGGGCAGGAAUCCGCAGGAGGACUUCAUUCGCUAGUUAAUCGUCAAGAGGCCCAGAGCGCCCUCUCGCUGUACCAACGACUGACGGCUGAUUUCCCGCAAACUAACUUUGACGGUAAAAUAGGCAUAAUCACACCAUACAAACAGCAGAUUAACCUAUUGAAAACCACCUUCCGUGAUGUAUAUGGGGAGAAUAUCUGCGACACUAUCGACUUUAACACCACGGAUGCCUUUCAAGGGAGAGAGCGUGACAUUAUCAUCUUCUCCUGUGUGCGAGCCUCUCAGGAGGGCGGGAUUGGGUUUUUGAGCGACGUCCGCCGCAUGAACGUUGGUUUGACCAGAGCAAAGUUCUCUCUAUUCGUGCUGGGCCAUUCUACAUCGUUGAUGAGGAAUAGAUUGUGGGCGUCGUUGGUUCAGGAUGCAAAGGAUAGAGGUGUAUUCGACGAAGAGACUUUCGCGGAGUUCGGCUCGAAUGCUAAGGGUAAUCGCGCAGGGGGUACAGGCGCUUUUCGCGGAUCAACCAGAGGCAGGGGAGGUCAAGCUAGAAAUUCUACCCGCAACACACCCCCUCCUGUAGCGCCGAAGGUAGAUCCAGAUGCCAUGGAUAUUGAUGAACCAGAACCUCAAGCACCACACCAGCCAAACCCUUCUCACAUCCGGCUAUGCUUUGAGUGUAAUCAGCCUGGACAUAUUGCUAACUCCUGUCCUAACCGCCAGGGCCCGAGAAAUCACCCUUCGCGCAACUCGAAUGGUCCCGGACCAAGGCCCAUGCCUCCCGCGGGUAGGGGCAACGACCAUACACAAAACCAGCACCAUGAGCGUCUCCCCCAGGAACACAAUCAGUUGCCUAAUCAGCCCACUAGAGCACCGAAACGGCCGAUUGAUGGAGAGGGCGAGGUUCCUUCAAAACGCCAACAUCUUGAAAAUCGGCCAAGCUCGGCCAAUCAAGUUACUCCCGGGCCCUCAACGGUACCAGUAACGAUACGCCCACCGCACAAAAAGAAGGCUCAGCGGAGGUCCGAACCACCCGCCGUGUUUAUUAAUCCUAAGCGUGGGGGUGGUAGAGGCGGGCGAGGCGGUGGUGGUAGAGGGGGCGGUCAACCCUCACGGCCGAAGGGGUAAAGGAGCCUCAAAUGCUAAUCUAUCAGCAUUACAUACUCGCUAACCCCUAUGCAACAGUAACGACAAACAGGAGGCGGGUCAAACAAUUGGGUGAAGGGAUGGAAAUAAACAGAACUUUACUCAUAAAUUUUAUAGCUUCUUUUUACA